GACAAAUCACUUCCAGGAAACCACGUUUAGUCGCAUGUAAACGUUUCGUUAAAUGACGAUAACAGCGUCUGGUUACUGUUGGUAAAUAUGUCUGGUAAGCCCCGCCCAUGAGUGUUAUUGGCCAAUGAGUCGCGUUACAAAACACUGGAGGUCAACUGCACGUGUGAGAAGUGUGCAGCUUCACAGUAAAUUAUCUUUUCCUUUCAGGAUUUUGGAAAGUCACUGUAUGCUUCGUAUUGGAUUGUUUUCUUCUCGCAUGAACAUCAGAUACAGCGGAAGAGAGCUGCUUAGUGCCAUCAGAGGUCCAAACACACUUGUACAUCACAUCACCAUGUCUGCGAAAAAACCGAACCUGAAGCGCAAGAAAGAGUCGCCGAGCAGCAGCGCUGCAAAACAGCCGAAGCUCACAGGAAGAGAGUCCGGCUGGCUGGAGAGAGAAGUGGCCGAGCUCCGCAAAGAAGCGCAGGGAUCCAAAUUCAACAAAAAGCGCCUCCGUUAUAUAUCCGAAACACAGAAAAUCAAGCAAGGGUCUGAUGGAGUGCUGUACUGGAUGUCCCGGGAUCAAAGAAUACAAGAUAACUGGGCUCUUAUCUAUGCUCAGCAGCUGGCCUUGGCUGAGAAACUUCCUCUGCACAUCUGCUUCUGCUUGGUGCCUCGAUAUUUGGAUGCUGCUUAUAGACAAUAUGCGUUUAUGCUGAAGGGACUGCGUGAAGUGGCAAAGGAAUGCAAAGGCCUGGACAUUCAGUUCCAUCUACUGUCAGGAGAGCCUGGGCACAAACUGCCGGCCUUUGUUGAAAACUGGAAGUUUGGAGCAGUUGUGACUGACUUUAACCCACUAAGAAUCCCUCUCGAGUGGAUUGAGAGUGUUAAGAAAGAGCUUCCAUCUGACAUCACUUUAAUUCAGGUUGAUGCUCAUAAUGUGGUGCCAUGUUGGGAGGCUUCUGGAAAGCUGGAAUAUGGAGCCAGGACUAUACGGGGAAAAAUCAACAAACUUCUCCCAGACUUCCUCACAGAUAUCCCGCUUGUGGACACGCACCCACACUCCGCUUCUCGUACGGCUGAGCCAGUAGAUUGGGAGGAAGUGCUGUCAUCUCUCGAGGUGGACCGCAGUGUCGGUGAGGUGGAUUGGGCUCAGCCCGGCACCUCUGGUGGUAUGGCGAUGCUGGAGUCCUUUAUAGAGCAACGUCUGCGACUCUUUGCCACCCACAGGAAUAAUCCCAACUGUGAUGCCAUCAGCCAGCUCUCCCCCUGGAUCCACGCUGGUCAGUUGUCUGCUCAGCGUGUUGUGAGGCAGGUGAAACGAGAAAAGAAUGCCAGUGAAUCUGUGGCCUCAUUCAUUGAGGAGCUGGUGGUGCGCAGAGAGCUCGCCGACAACUUCUGCUUCUACAACAACAACUACGACAACAUCUCAGGUGCCUAUGAUUGGGCAAAGAAUACUUUGCAGCAGCACGCUAAAGACAGCAGACCGUACGUUUACACCAAAGAGCAGCUGGAGAACUCGAGAACCCAUGACCAGUUGUGGAAUGCAGCACAGCGUCAGCUGGUGCUCGAAGGAAAGAUGCAUGGCUUCCUGCGUAUGUACUGGGCAAAGAAGAUCCUGGAAUGGACUGCGUCUCCUGAAGAAGCCCUCUCUAUUGCCAUAUAUCUCAAUGACUGCUAUUCUUUAGACGGAUGUGAUCCCAAUGGAUACGUGGGUUGCAUGUGGUCCAUCUGUGGCAUUCAUGACCAGGGCUGGGCAGAGAGGCCCAUCUUUGGGAAAAUUCGUUAUAUGAAUUAUGCUGGCUGCAAGCGGAAGUUUGAUGUGGCACAGUUUGAGAGGAAGUAUGCUGCAAAAAAGGCCUGAGACUUUGACAUGUAUAAAACUGACAUGUAUAAAAGUCAAAGUUCAGAGUUCAGUUUGUACUGGUUUUAAACUGGAUUUACAUUGCGGACAUUUUUCUCAGGUGAGGGGAUGAUCAUAAAAAAAUAUGCGGUAUUUGUCAUUUAUUUUAUAAUGAUGUUGGCCUAAAUGAGUUAUUGUUUUGUUUUUAAGUCUUGUUUUUACAUGUUCUAACUUUUUCUACUGAUAUUGCUCCAAUUUCAGGUAUCAUAGGACCUUAAAUUUAGACAGAUUUCAUGUUGUGAUGUGACACAUUUGCAGACUGCAAAACUGCAUUUGUUGUACUGUUGUGCUUAAAUGUAUUGCAUUUUUAAAAUACUCUGCAGUGUGUUAUGAAGGAUAUAAUCCAACAAAAAUAAAACACAUUUUAGUGA
This is a messenger RNA of Xyrauchen texanus (razorback sucker), 2253 nucleotides long. It is a transcript of the gene cpdp, whose product is annotated as CPD photolyase. Bases 125 to 1843 code for a protein of 572 amino acids. The transcript has 10 exons. The record is from RefSeq and is a predicted model, not a curated record. NCBI's taxonomy places the organism in Eukaryota, Metazoa, Chordata, Actinopteri, Cypriniformes, Catostomidae. Gene Ontology annotation, biological process: photoreactive repair. Gene Ontology annotation, molecular function: deoxyribodipyrimidine photo-lyase activity.